Ophidiomyces ophidiicola is the source of this 348-nucleotide messenger RNA. RefSeq lists its product as uncharacterized. The record is from RefSeq and is a predicted model, not a curated record. The coding region runs from base 1 to 348 and encodes 115 amino acids. Lineage: Eukaryota; Fungi; Ascomycota; Eurotiomycetes; Onygenales; Onygenaceae. The transcript has a single exon.
AUGGCUCCUCCACUGAACACACCAGCGAACAAACCAUCUGCUAUUAGCGCCGUCUACCGGGCUCCUGCAUCGCUAUCCCACCCCGAAACCCCACUCCAACAUACCACCCAACACAGACUUACAACAUCACUCUCCUCACACACCGCAGACAAUACUACCAAUAAGACCACAUAUCUAUCCGAGCUUAGGAAUUCCGUCGUCUCUAUACAGGCCGAAAUAAACUUGUACCUUACGGCGCGAAUGGAGGAGGAUAAAGCCCAGCAGCUGAAGGUGGGGGGAAAAGACGAAAGCAAAGACGAAGAAAAUUAUGGGGAAGAGGUGGUUGAUGAUGAAGAUGAGGAAGAUUGA